Messenger RNA from Vollenhovia emeryi, 747 nucleotides. Its product is annotated as venom allergen 3-like. Gene Ontology annotation, cellular component: extracellular region. The coding region runs from base 1 to 681 and encodes 226 amino acids. The transcript is spliced from 5 exons. The record is from RefSeq and is a predicted model, not a curated record. NCBI's taxonomy places the organism in Eukaryota, Metazoa, Arthropoda, Insecta, Hymenoptera, Formicidae.
AUGGCAGGAAUCUACAGUCUUCUGUGCGUUAUAAUCGCGACUGCGUUUACGCAUGGCGUAAACGCAGUCGAUUACUGCAACGUGAAAUCAUGUGGACGUAGUCAUACUGUGUGCAUGUUCCCUUCGCCAAUACCAUCGCCAAAGUGCGCACAAUGGACUAUUAGUGGCCUUAGUGCUGCUGAGAAAGCAGCUGUAGUAAAUAAACACAAUGAACUGAGACGGAGAGUCGCGUCGGGUCAGGAAACCAGAGGUAAUCCAGGUCCACAACCUGCAGCGGUUAGAAUGCCAGACUUGAGUUGGGAUAGCGAAUUAGAACUGGUUGCACAAAGAUGGGCCAAUCAAUGCAAUUUCGCUCAUGACACGUGCAGAAAUGUGGAUAGAUUUGCGGUUGGUCAGAACAUAGCCAAGACAAUGCACUCGGGAGAAAACACAUCUACUGUGCAAAGCAUGAUCCAAUUAUGGUACGAUGAAGUAGAUUAUUUCGACAGAAAUCUAGUGCAUUCAUAUCAAUUUGAUCCAGCUACCGGCCAUUAUACUCAAAUAGUUUGGGCUGAUACGACAAAAAUCGGUUGCGGACGAAUAAAGUAUCAGGAAAAUGGUUGGAAUGUGCACUAUUUAGUUUGCAACUAUGGCAAAAGUGGAAAUUGGAUCGGUGAGAGAAUAUAUGAAGCUAAAUAUUAAAUCCGAUCGCGAGAUUAAAGAUGUAAUAUAAAAAAUAGCAACAUUUGGGGAAAACUAAAUAUGAUA